ACAAGGUCCUGAAGGACAAGAGAAGGCUGUUUGUCCGGUCAGUAGACAUGGGGACCAUCAAUGGUUUGCUGGAUGAACUCUUUGAGAAAAGAGUGCUGAACCACGAGGAGAUGGAGCGAGUGCGGUGUGCACACUCUACAGUUAUGGAUCAGGCCCGAGUUCUGAUUGACUCCGUCCUUCGGAAAGGGCCAAAUGCAUGCCAGAUUUUUAUUUCUAAUAUUUGCAAUGAGGACAUUCACCUGGCACAGACGCUGGGGCUCUCCUCAGGUUCACCAUCUGGAAAUGAUCAUACCAAACUAGACUCUCAAGUAGAAGUUCCUUCUUUACCAGCCUUCGUGGAAAACAUGCCUGGGCCAACCAUUCCUGACUCAGAAGAAUCUACAGAUACUCUCAAGCUUUGUCCUCCUGAAACAUUUGUGAAAAUGUAUAAAGAGAAGGCUGAAGAGAUCUACCCAAUAAAGGAGAGAAAGGAUCGUACUCGUCUGGCUCUCAUCAUAUGCAAUAUAGAGUUUGAUCAUCUUUCUACCAGGGAUGGAGCUGAACUUGACAUUGCAGGAAUGGAGAGUCUGCUGGAGGGCCUGGGCUACAGUGUAGUUGUGAAACGGAAACUCACUGCUAAGGGUAUGGAAUCAGUGCUACGGGAAUUUGCUGCCCGCCCAGAGCAUAAGUCCUCAGACAGCACAUUCUUGGUGUUAAUGUCUCACGGCAUCCUGAAUGGAAUCUGUGGGACCGCACACAGCGUGGAAAAUCCAGAUGUACUAGCUUAUGACACCAUCUUCCAGAUUUUCAACAACCGUCACUGCCUCAACCUCAAGGACAAACCGAAGGUCAUCAUCAUCCAGGCCUGCAGAGGUGAAAAUCCUGGGGAACUGUGGGUCAGCGACUCUCCAAAAGCCUCGACAGACAGCUGGACACAUCAACCUCUGAUGCUCCAGAGUGAUGCCAUUCACAAGGUCCACGUGGAGAAGGACUUCAUUGCUUUCUGCUCCUCAACCCCACAUAAUGUGUCCUGGAGACAUAUCACGAAGGGAUCUCUUUUCAUUGCACAACUCAUCACAUGCUUCCAAAAAUAUUCCUGGUGCUGUCACCUAGAAGGAGUAUUCCGGAAGGUACAACAAUCAUUUGAAAAACCAGAUGUGAAAGCCCAGAUGCCGACCAUUGAACGAGUAUCCAUGACAAGAUAUUUCUAUCUCUUCCCUGGCAAUU
Messenger RNA from Canis lupus familiaris (dog), 1206 nucleotides. RefSeq names its product caspase 4, apoptosis-related cysteine peptidase (gene CASP4). Gene Ontology annotation, molecular function: cysteine-type endopeptidase activity; caspase binding. Lineage: Eukaryota; Metazoa; Chordata; Mammalia; Carnivora; Canidae. Gene Ontology annotation, cellular component: protein-containing complex. Gene Ontology annotation, biological process: regulation of apoptotic process; proteolysis. The record is from RefSeq and is marked provisional.